This is a messenger RNA of Aspergillus ochraceoroseus IBT 24754, 2128 nucleotides long. RefSeq names its product IFRD domain-containing protein. The record is from RefSeq and is a predicted model, not a curated record. Bases 409 to 1872 code for a protein of 487 amino acids. Lineage: Eukaryota; Fungi; Ascomycota; Eurotiomycetes; Eurotiales; Aspergillaceae. The transcript is spliced from 2 exons.
AAGCGAGAUCGAUUGUCCUGUGCGUACAUAUCGGGAGAUUGAGGAACACCAAGCGUCAUGGCUCAGUUGCUUGGAACCUGCUGAACCUUUUCUAUUCUUUUUUUCUUCUCUCCUUCAUCUCUCUAGGGAUUCAUCUCAACUCCUCCCAGCUCCCAUCCAUAUCGUUCCAUCUUGUUUCACAGUGACUUUGAUUCUACCAUGUCAUUCAUCUCCCAGAAAUCUUUUCGAUUUACUUCAGACUCCAUACCCUUCGAAUAGGUCUCUCCAGGAACCUCUCGAUUUCUUAUUGGCAUUCAAUAUACCUCGCCAUCUGUAUCCUUUUUGCCAUCAUUUAUCACCCGAACAUCCCUGCUUAUUCUCCUUGAAACCCCCUCUUCUUCCCUUGUGUAUCUUCGCUGCGUCUUCACGAUGCCGGAUCUUCGCCGUCAAGUCCUGGAGAGUGGGAAAACCAUUUCUCGCAAAGCAGCCUCUCGGGAAGGUUCGCGACGAACCUCUCGCACAAACUCGGCUCAAAACUCUCGCCACUCAUCCCGGAAUGCAAGUAGACAGCCGUCGGACGAUGAAGACGCUGGCAGCCUUAGCGACGAAACUGCAAUCAGUCUGGGGUCCUUGGAUGACGACAACCCGGAACUCGAGAGCAAUAACAACAACUGGGCCCAAGAGCUCAUUGAUGUCAUCGAGGACAUUUUAGAUCGCAAACGCAGUAGCGUCCUCGGCCGUGAGGAGACCUACGCUGCCUACUGCCGUCUGUCUAAAUUUCACUACGUCGAAGAAUCUAUUCGUCGCCGUGUUCCUGAUCUGUUGACUGCCUUUACUCGGAGCAUCAAGGUUGAAACUAGUGAGCGCGAGGCCACACUGGCUCUGCGUGCUCUUGAACUGCUCACCAUAACGGCAGCCGACCACACGGUGUUUGAGAAUAUGGAGCCGUUCCUCACCCGUACGAUUCGCGAUUCGACCUCCACUGUCAUUAAAGCCGCGGCAAUUCACUGCUUAGGCACAUGCACCAUGUUUGGUGGUGCUGGAGAGGAUGGUAUCCAGGAUCAGAUGACUUUCUUUCUGGAUAUAGUAGCCUCGGACGGGCAAUCUAUUGAUGCACAGGAUGACUCAGGCUGUGUUACUGCCGCCCUGGUGGAAUGGGGCGUUUUGGCAACUGAGAUCGAAGAUCUCGAGAGUGAGAGCGAGGACUGCAUUCAGGUCUUCAUGGACCAGCUGAAUAGCGGUGACCCCGCUGUACAAGUUGCCGCUGGGGAGAACAUCGCCCUCUUAUACGAGAAGAGCUACACCGCGCAGGAGGAUGACGACGACGACGACGUGGAAGAUGAGGAUGAAGGCAAUAACGAGCGCCACAGCCAGGACAGUGACUCGGACCAGGAGUCCUUCAGAACCGGCCCCAAGCUGAUCAAACGCUACAAUGCGUACCACAACACCCCCGAACUCGAACGCCAGCUACAGUCCCUAGCAACCAUUCACAACAAGCGCAUUAGUAAACGCGAUAAAAAGAGCCUGCACAGCAAUUUUGCCUCUAUCCGCACCACGGUUGCCAACCCGCGCCGCGGGCCAAUGUAUAACACCGCUAUCGACCAAGACACCAACCGACACUACGGUAGCAAACUCACCGUUAAGAUCGGCCGCCAGGGAGUCAUGCACAUUGAUCGCUGGUGGAAAUGGAUCCGACUGAACUCUCUUCGCCGCGUUUUACAGGGCGGAUUUGCGGUUCAUUACUUCCAAGGCAACCGCGCCGUCCUGGACAGUCUUCCCGUGGUGAUGGUCCCAAUGGACACACCGACGGACCGCAACGCCGGCAAAAAAGGCGCGCGAAUGCGAAAUAACCGACGCUGGGCUGCCCACGAGUAUUCCGAUGAUGAAUUAUGAUUUCGUUCUCAUUUAUUCUAUACCAUACCGCACUGCACCGUACUGUAUUUUGCUAUGUGUUAAUUCUCAUUUACUUCUUCUUUCUGGUUUUGGCUAUACACAUAUCUAGUGAUAAAAGGUCCUGUCUGGUACUGUUACUUUUACACUUUUGUGUUACUUUGCUCCUCAUUGUCACUUUUAGUGUUUUUUUUUUUUUUUCCUGGUAUGCGUCAGUGAAUCUCAGAAUCAAUUCAAAUAUAUUACUCUCCAUAUAUGU